Molecule: messenger RNA, 8434 nt
Organism: Anarrhichthys ocellatus (wolf-eel)
Lineage: Eukaryota; Metazoa; Chordata; Actinopteri; Perciformes; Anarhichadidae
Gene: sgk1
Product: serum/glucocorticoid regulated kinase 1
Exons: 13
Coding region: 5268-7115 (615 amino acids)
Biological process (GO): protein phosphorylation
Molecular function (GO): ATP binding; protein serine/threonine kinase activity
Source: RefSeq, a predicted model, not a curated record
CUAAAGACAGUUGAUGUGAAUGUGUCUCAGAAAACAACUUGCACAACACAGAGAUGCAUGCAGUCAGUUACACGUGGUGGAGGGAGUUUCGGGGCAUUGUUCCCGAGUGAUGAGCUCACCUUCUGGGUGUCAAUGGCCUGUCAAUGCCCAGAAAAAAAACUCAACCUGUGGCAAGACGGCAGCCCAUUACCCAUUACCCUGUGUGUCUCUGAGUGGACAAGCAGAGCUAAUGAGGGCAGUGGAAAUUGAUCGUGUUUGAUGCUGUGGUAACAAGUCAGAGGACAAAGUAAAUAGAGAGAGAGAGGAGGAUAUGCUGCCAAACAUGCAUUAUUUCAUCAUCUUCUCAUCUGCAAUGUUGAUUUACUCUUUUCUUGCAAAUGUAACUUGCUGUAAAUGUGAAUAUCGUUAAUCUAGCUGCAGAGGUGGAGAUCUCUUUGCACUGCAUGGCUUGUAGAGCAAGGAUAAACGGAGGCUUAAUCGAUUUCCAUUGAUGAUCUUUUGCUGCCCUUUACACUAUGAUUCUUAUUUGAGCUGGAAACUGAUUUUGCAGAAUGUAUAAUGUGAAAUGAGACACAUUUUCAUUUACAAACACUGUAGUUGUUUGAGUUUUAAAGAUUUAAAAAUAGCGGUCAAAAUAAUGUACCGGUAAUAGAAAAACAUUUUCUCAUUGAGUUUUGUUCGGCCUGUCUGUGCUGUCCCUCGGAUGGUUUCAUCAGUGAGGCGAGUUGAGUCAGGGUGUUUUUUCUCUCGCUAAAAGGGCUGAGGAGGAUUAGCAGAGAUUUUAUUUUUUUUUUCUUUACCAGGUCUUCGGUAUAUGAUCAAAACAUGCCCAGUGGAGCUCAUUAGCAGACCGAGAUAGAAAGUGUAUACCACCUCUGACCAUCACAAGGACUUAAAACUGCCUCACUUGGCUUUCUAUUAAAAGUUCUCGGUCGGAAAAUAAAGUGUCUGAUUAUUCUGGGAAAAUAAUAAGAGUGGAAAUGCCUUUAAACACAUCAAACGCCACUGAUCACGUGGCCGUCACGGGUUGAGGCUGUUUUUGAGGAGGAGGGGGGGGUUGUAUAUGAAACUUUACUGCAUCUAGCUCACUUUUAGGAAAAUCCAUAAUUUAUUGACUUUGCGAUCAUUUUGGCAAUUCUCUGAACCAUUUAAGAAAGCUUGUUAUUAAUUAUUUAUUCGCUGUAUUUGAAUUCACAAGAGCAGCAGAGAAUCUUUGGGUCUUUUGGGAGAUCACAGAAUAAUUUAUGUUGCUAUCGAGCUAUGUAUUUGAGUGAGUGUUGCAGUUAUGUAAGAGUGUUGUUGCUGUCAGACUAAUAGCACCCUACAGAUCUAUGAGGAGAUGUUUUGGCAGGCUAGGUUUUUGUCUUCUUUUAGUUUUCUGACUGGAUUCACCAAAGCGAACCACUGGUGCUCAAAUGUUCAGAGCCAAAAAAUGCCUUUUUCUUCUCUUUAUUUCAUUGACUAUAUGUAGUGAGGCAAGUAUUAAAAACUUAAUAGCUCAAACUAUCUUUUAUAUCUUUGUGUGCUGUUUUUGUGUAGCCCUUUCUAUUAAAACCAUUUGAGGGCUCAAGUUAAAAACAACUCUAAGGACUAAUAAUGUGCGGUAUAUAAAGUUUUACAGGCAAAUUAGAUUUUAACAGAUGCCGGUGGAACCAAAGAAACAAGUCCUGAAAAGCCUUCUGUAGAAGAAAAUACAUUGUUUGCCUCUGUUGCAGGCCACCCUCGCUUUUUAUCCAGCCGGGUGCAAAGCUGAUUUCACCAAUCAUUGUUCCGUGUCAUUACCGAUGAGUCACAGUUGAUUUAUGACUAUGACUGAUGCUGAUUACAGUGAAUACCGCACAGUCACUGUUUCCCCCCCAAGGAAAGACACAUCCGUCUCAAUAUGAAGCCGGGGCAAACUGGCUCGCUUGCUCCAUAAUGAGAGUUUAAUUUCCGCAUAUGCCAACGAGUGUUAUUAAGAAACACCUUGUAAUUUACACAGCGAGAUGAGGUGGUGAUUUAUUUUGUCCCAUUGAAUUAUCAGGUUCUUAACCUUUCUUUAUAAUUGGUUCAGUCUUGAUCAAUACACUAACGGUAUUAUUGUAAUAAAUAACACAGUUAUUUAUUUCAAUAUAUUUUCUGCAAAUCAAAUUGUGCAUUUACAGCAUUUUCUGCAAAACUGCUAGUACAGUUAACUGUCACUGAAACAAAUAUUUUUACACACAAAUAUACAAAUAUAGACCACAUCUACAUAAAUAGAUCAUAAAGAGGAAUUAUGAUAAACCUUGACUGAAAGGCAGCAGAACUUAAUCCGGCGUAUCAUACCUUCUUGGAUUAAUUUUAAAGGAUUAGGAAGGAAUCAUAAAGUCAGUAAAGGGACUCAGUGUUGUCUGAUAGAACAGCCAUAUUGCCUGCAAUUUGCUAACAUUAGCCACCAUAAAAUACCGGACCAAGUAAAGCUGUGGCAGCAAAACUGCUGAGUCUAUUUGGAUUGAGCAACAGUGUGUAAUUACAUUCAACUUCUGAUUUGUAACUCUUGUUUUUACAAUCAUAAUAUAACAUCUUAAUUAGGGAGAAUCUUUAUAUUUCUACCUUUUGACAGGGCCAAGUUGUUUCUCACGUCUAUAUUUGUUUAUGCAUCAAGUUAAACUGGUAUUAAUCUUCUCGAUUUGGCAAGAAAGCUAAUUUCCCUUAAUGUCAAACAAUUCCUUUAAAAAUGCUGAUGUUUUUGAACUGACUCAGUGACCAAUUUAAAGACAGAAACAACUAAAAGUCACCAGAUUCUAAGACCAAAAGUCUUGAUUUUCACUCCAACCAACCAUGGUAACAACUAUUUUCACUGACUCAUACCAAACAAGAACUGAUCAGAUAAGAGCAGUUACUUGUAAAAACAAAAAAGCAAACAAACAAAAGGCCACACAAUUAUUGCCUUGGAUCUAGUCCCAAUUAUAAUCCAAGUCACACUCUGACAUUAGCCGCUAGAAAUGCCUCAGGCCAUUUGAGUUUGUGAGCUACAGUCGGCAAAGGUCAAGUCAAAUCUAAUUUCCCCAUCAUGAGUCAAUUUAUCCUCAUACAACGGUUUGUAUGAUCGCGUACAAAAAGUUAUGUUUCAUUAUUUCGUGCGUUGUCCUACGACUGUCCAGCGAUCAUUGGACCUGCACAAGCUCCCGCAGUGCAGAACCUGUGUUGGCACCAAAACUACCUGGUUAGGUUUAUGAAAAGAUCACAGUGUGGAUUAAAAUAGGUACAUUUGUUGCCUGACUUACUAAUGUAGUGUUAGUAUACAACGUAACACAGCUAAGGUGAUAUAAGUCACAACUUGGUUCUGCACAGGACAUGAACAUCAGUCUCCUGGGUAAAAGUCCUGUGCUUGUUUGAUCCAUCCAUCCAUCUACCCUCUCCAAACUCCUAUCUAUGUGGACUUUGUCACUGUUUGGAAUACGCCACCUGACUUCCUUAAAGAGAGCCCCGCACGUCCUGUGAGUUCUAUACAAAUUAAAUGACAUUACUUUCGUGGGUAUAAGUAGGAACAGUGAAUGAUAUCGACCUGAAUGGUUGAAGUCAGCAAACAUCAGUUGUUAAUUGGUAAGUGAAGAAGACAGACGGACACAAGACAAGGAAAAGCUGCAGAACAUGCAGCAAUUAUUUCAAUGAUUAAAAAAAAGUCUAUAUUGUAAAAAAAUAUUUGUUUUUCUUUUGGCUUAAUAUUUCAUUUAUUAUUAUUUAUUUUCAAUGCAAUACAGCCAACUCACAACUAGAAACAUGUUAUUAUUUUAAAGAUUUUAUUUUUGUUGCCAGGUUUGCUGUGCACAUUAAGUUUAUGGACUCAUAAAAGGAACAUGAUUCAGCUUUAUCGUUCUUGGGUCACGUCAGGAAAUUAAACUACCCCCGUGUUAUAGGUACAAAGGCAAGGGCAUACACACAGAUAUGAUUAUGCGUGUGAGUGUGUGUGUGAUUGCUUGUGUGUAUGAAAGCCAUCUGGAUCAAAGCUAGAAAGAUAGCACACUACAUUAAACCCUCACACACUUGCUGUGGUGGAGACAUAUUUUGGGUGUCCCUGUCCUCUUCAGUCAGACAAGAAGAGAGAAAGAAAUCACCAGAGGAUGAAGUGUGAGGUAGGUUAGAUCGAAGGAGGAGGGAGAGGGAGAGGGAGAGAGAGGGAGGUGCCACCAUCGACUGCAGCAGAAAAUUGAGCGAGCGGAGAAAAUGGGGGAGGGCAGUGUGGUGAUGAGAGAUGGAGAAAGAGAGGGAGAGAGGGAGAGAGUGGCAGCAUUUGCUCACUGCAGAGCCUUUCAUUGAUAAAGUAGCGCUGGUGUGAGCCAGAGGACUGCAGCUGGACACAUCACACACACACUACUCUCAUACAAACACUUCCUGGGUGUUUGUUUACAGGCUGACACCACGGCAUCGGCAUCAAUGCAUUCACUCACAGUGCACUCCAAACAGCACCACUGAGGACACAUACACACACACACACACACACACACAUACACAUCACAUGCUGAGACACUCUUACUGAUACGGACAUCCUCGCAGACUCCCCCUCCUCUUCUCCCAACCCUCUUUUGGGCAUGGGAGCAUAGUUCGGUAACAACAGGGAAGAGACACCUGAGGAGCAAGGAGUUGGUGCAUCUGAUCCGGGAUCCUUGGAUAAAAAGAGGCUGUUAUAGGUGCAGUGGAACCAGCCAACACACCAGUAUAAAGGUAUGGAAUGACGAAGGCAUGUGUGCAUGCAUUCUUAUGCCUACAGACACACUUUGGAGGGAUAUGUAAAGAUGCUCUGCAUGUGAAUACACUUACACACGCAUUGGUAAACUUCACACACACACACAUCAGACAGCUUACUGAGAUGCUUUCUGACUCCGUGGCUGUAAACAGAGCUGUUUUCUCCUCACAGCAACAGGAGCUGGCACCUUCCUUCGCCUUCUUCGUCUCUCCAUCUUUUUGUAUGCAUUCUCUCUCACAUCCUCCCUGUCUUUUUUCUCCAUCCUGACCCCUAGUUGUUUCAGCGAUAUCAUUUUUAUUGCAGCGUCCUGCCUCUGUCCCUCUUAUUUUUCUAGUCCAUCUGUUUUCUCCACCUCCACCUCCUCUCACUCUCUUUCUCACACCCUCUUUUUUGCCACCUCUCUCUCUUUCUCUCUCAACGAAGGCGCAUCCCUAUCAUUUUAUGUGCCGCGCUCGCACUCUUACUCCUGCCUUAAUCAACUCUUCCUCUUUCUGUUUGAAUCCCUGUCAGUCGCUCCGUCACGCUGGGAUCUACGGAGGCAAACGGAGUGCCGGUGUCGGCCAUGAAGCUGGUGAACGGGGGAGGAGGAGGCGGGGGAGGUGGAGGAGGUGGGGAGAAGACUGCCUUUUCCUUUAAGAAGUGCUCUGCUUUCCAGUUUGUCAAGAGAAAGGUACGAAGAUGGAUGCGAAACCCGAAGGUCAGCGUUGAGAAGGCCCAAGGGAACAGUCUCCUUUACUCCUGUCCAAAGUGUCCACUGGCCGAUGACCUGUGGUACACACACUUCCCCUCGCCUUACGGCUGCUGUCACUACGGCGGCCUGCAGGGCGGACAGUACUACCACCAGGAGACAAGCUCGCCGUGCCCUGCCAGUGGGCAAACCAGCGGCCAUGACAAGAGCAACGGCUGCAAGGUCAGGAAGUGGAAGAUGCUUUCCCGCCAUCACGGCGACGCUACAGGCAAGCAGAAGGAAGCAGAGUCAGACGUCCACCUGGGGGGUUGUCAGUCCUGGGGGAUCCACGCUUCGCCCCUCAUGGCCAGCCCUGUCAUGCUGGAGUGCUCCGUCUGCAGCGGGCCCUACAUCAGCUACGCCCUGGAGGAUACCUGGCAGCCACGUCAACGCACACAGGCGAUGGACCUGUACUACCACAAUCAGUCAGACGCAGACAGCUACUGUUGCCCUGGUGAAAACACUUUUAUGAAACAGAGGAGGAUGGGUCUGAACGACUUCAUUCAGAGGCUCGCCACAAACUCCUACGCCUGCAAGCAUCCCGAAGUUCAGUCUAUUAUGAACCUGAGUCCUCCUCAGGAUACUGAGCUCAUGAACACCAACCCCUCUCCUCCUCCCAGUCCAUCCCAACAGAUCAACCUCGGUCCGUCCUCCAACCCUUCAGCCAAACCCAGUGACUUCCACUUCCUGAAAGUGAUCGGCAAGGGGAGCUUCGGCAAGGUCCUGCUGGCCCGCCACCGUGCCGAUGACCAAUUUUACGCAGUCAAAGUCUUACAGAAAAAGGCCAUCCUCAAGAAGAAGGAGGAAAAACACAUAAUGUCAGAGAGGAAUGUGCUGCUGAAGAAUGUCAAGCACCCGUUCUUGGUUGGCCUGCACUACUCUUUCCAAACAACGGACAAACUCUACUUCAUCCUGGACUACAUCAACGGAGGAGAGUUGUUCUACCACCUACAGAGAGAGCGCUGCUUCCUCGAGCCCAGAGCCAGGUUCUACGCAGCAGAGAUCGCCAGCGCACUGGGCUACCUCCACUCCCUCAACAUCGUCUACAGAGACCUGAAGCCAGAGAACAUCCUGCUGGACUCACAGGGUCACAUCAUUCUCACAGAUUUCGGCCUCUGCAAGGAGAACAUUGAACCCAAUGGGACCACGUCAACCUUCUGCGGUACACCAGAGUAUUUGGCACCUGAGGUUCUACACAAGCAGCCGUACGACAGGACGGUGGACUGGUGGUGUUUAGGAGCUGUUCUCUAUGAGAUGCUCUAUGGCCUGCCUCCGUUCUACAGCCGCAACACAGCGGAGAUGUACGACAACAUCCUGAACAAGCCGCUGCAGCUGAAACCCAACAUUUCUAACGCAGCCAGACACCUGCUUGAGGGCCUUCUUCAGAAGGACCGAACCAAGAGGCUCGGCUGCACAGACGACUUUACUGAAAUUAAGAACCACGUAUUCUUCUCCCCCAUCAACUGGGAUGACCUCAAUGCCAAAAAGAUCACCCCUCCCUUCAACCCCAACGUGACGGGACCUAACGACCUGCGACACUUUGAUCCAGAGUUCACAGACGAGCCGGUGCCCAGCUCCAUCGGCUGUUCCCCAGACAGCGCGCUCGUUACAGCCAGCAUCAAAGAGGCUGCUGAGGCCUUUGUGGGCUUCUCUUACGCCCCAUCUAUGGAUUCCUACCUAUAGGAUUUAAACACAGGCCAUUGGCGGACACCAAUUCAGACUUACAGGACAUGGAAUGUGGUGUGUCCACGCACUUGCAUCUUGACCCCACCUUACAUUUACAAUUGGGGUGAUACAUUUUUCUGAACCAACCCCUGCAGCAACUCCGCAUCUGCAAAGAAUUGAAACAUGUGUACUUGUCAUAAUUUCUCCAACUCUUAAAAAGAAGACGUGCUGCAAGAGGAAGCCUGCUUUCUUUAGAUGACUCAUUGAGGUCGUAAUCCUCCAUCUUACCCUGAUUACCCGCACGAUUCCUUCAAUUUUCCACAACAAACACAAACUGCAGCCUUCAACCGCCCAUCUCUUACCCGAUAGUGGAGGUCCUUUGCACAUAGCUCAGGCAGCUUAGAAGCCCCCCCCCCCCCCCUCACCCCUGAACCGACAAGCACACACACACACACACACACACACACCAACUUCCACCUUCUCUCAAAAGAGGAAGGCUGCACCCUACUGUUCCAGCCCUGACGUGUAUUUCCAUCCUCAUCUAUGUAGACAGUCUUUUGAGAUUCUGUCCAACCACCCACGGGGGAGCUUCCUUUUGAGUUUUCAAUAAGUAGACAUGACAUUCAUUUGGUGCUUUGGUUUCUUCUCAUUUACUUUCUGUGUGGUUGAAAAAGGGACUUAUUUGAAGCUGAAUGUUACAAAGGGGGAUCUUUUAUUUAUUCUCUCAAAUGUGCCUUUUAUUUAUUUUCUCUCCAUCAGAUCUCGCAUAUUUUGGGUUUGUCUGCGUCGACCUUAACGUUACCACGUUUCAUAUCACUUUACACCUGACUUUUUAGGUUACCAGAGAGGAACGGUGUAGCACCAAAUCAACACACCUGUUGCAGCAAUAACGUGAGACGUAGAGAACUUAAACAAUGUUUCAUAUCUUCAUUUGCACAUAAAACAAUAAUGGUGAUAGAGAGAGAAAGAGAGAGCACGGCUGCUAGGUGACUAAGAGAGUGAUGUGUUCAGGAGUGUGUGUGUAGUUCUGCUUGCCAGCUGUGUCCGCCUUUUGUGGUCUUCCAUUCACCUCACGGCGGCCGGCGGCCAGGCUGACGACAUCGAAAGUGAACAUUCCAUUUUAAUAUUGCUGUAAUGCAGUUUGAUGGUAUUUAAGUUUGUUUGUAUAUUUGAGUUAUGUGUACUAGUUUUAAUGUAUAUUAUUGAACAAAAACUGACUUAAGGUAUGCUUAAAUAUAUAUAUAUAUAUGUAACAAUUCAUGUUAAAUGUACUGUAAAUUUAAGAUUUAUGUGACCAUGUCUGGUUUGCAAUAAAAGUUUAACUUUAUUACACCGUA